AUGACCGCGCGCCGGGCCGCCCUCCGGGGCCGCCGGCGCGCGCGACCGGCCGGGGCCGCCGCGCGCGCGCGCCUCGAGGCGCGGGCGACGCCCGUGCUCCGCAAGGACCACCCGACGGACGCGAAGCACGUCGAGGAGUCGUCCAAGUUCCGCGCGGGCAAGUCGCACGGCGCGCACGAGGCCAUCACGGCCCACGUCUACGCCAAGGCGCGCCGGGCCCUCGAGGCCCUCGACCCGGUCGUCCGCGACGUCUUCCAGCGCGCGGCCGCGCCCUGCUUCGUCUUCAACGACACGGGCCCGGCGAAGCGCCAGUGGUGCCACGCGUCCGUCAUGUCCACCCAGGAGCUCGUCUGCGAUUAA
Aureococcus anophagefferens is the source of this 360-nucleotide messenger RNA. RefSeq lists its product as hypothetical. The transcript has 2 exons. Bases 1 to 360 code for a protein of 119 amino acids. The record is from RefSeq and is a predicted model, not a curated record. NCBI's taxonomy places the organism in Eukaryota, Pelagophyceae, Pelagomonadales, Pelagomonadaceae.